Messenger RNA from Carlito syrichta (Philippine tarsier), 3209 nucleotides. RefSeq names its product peripherin (gene PRPH). Gene Ontology annotation, cellular component: type III intermediate filament; axon; plasma membrane. The transcript is spliced from 10 exons. The record is from RefSeq and is a predicted model, not a curated record. Lineage: Eukaryota; Metazoa; Chordata; Mammalia; Primates; Tarsiidae. The coding region runs from base 1474 to 2886 and encodes 470 amino acids. Gene Ontology annotation, molecular function: structural molecule activity.
CUCUUGUCUGCAGGGCCAAUCAGAGGGUGACCUGCCCCACAGGAGAGUCCUGGAGUCCCGGCAGCGCAGCGGCAGUGGCAGUCCCAGCCCCAUGGUUCCUGACAAACCCAACAGGCCUCAGCAACCUGGCUCCUGCAGACCAUCCAAGCUGCCUCUGUCCACUCCUGGGCAGCCUGUACUUGCGUUCUGGAAGCUGUUUGACACACAAAGGCCAGACAUCUGCCUUCCUGCUAACUGGGGGUGCGACGAGGGUAGGAGGGGAUGUGUGGGUGUGUGUGUACCGGUGUGUGUUCUGUGUAUGCACAUAGGUAUACGGGGGCUUUGCACAUGCUUCUGUUUGUGUGCAUGGGUUUGUGGGUCUGUUCGGGGCCUUGUCUCUCUUCCUUCAGACUGCUGGGGAUGGGCACUUUCUCUCUCCCCAUCUCUUCCCCAUCCAGCCCCACCCAUCCCUGGGUACCUGUAACUUCUCAAUACUGGAAACCGGUUCCUGCCAGUCCAUCCCUCAUGCAGCCUUGGCAGCAUUCGCCCCUCCACCCCCUCCCCUUCCUACCUCAGAAAUCGCUCUGGUUCCCGUAAGGCCCAUGACUGAGCAGCAGCCAGUGGGGGGAGGUGGAUCCAGUAAACCCAGACAGCAUACAACAGGCCCACUCAGCUUAGCCUCUGGCAUGGUGUAGACCCCUCCCCAGUAGGAUCCAGAGUUGGGCCCAGCCACCCUCAGUUCCCUAUGAUGUGCCCACCCUGUUGGGGCUUGGGGGUAAGUCCAGGUUUGGGGGCUGUGUCUUUAAAGCUGAGACAUCAGCAGACAACCUCUGCUGGACCAAGUGUUCAGGGGAGGAGGAGGGGAGCUAGUCAGUCCAUUAGCCGCAGAGCUGGCGCCAGGCACCAGCCCUUCACGGGGCCCUGGGGACUAGGGAGAGACCAGCCCUUCCCCAGCCCCCUCUGCCUCUGCCCUCCUGUCCCCAUAUCUCUCUGGGUGUGGUGAAGGAGGGGGUUAGCAGGUGCCCAGCCUCCAGGAGGCAAAUCAGGGCACAAGCUCUGGGGCCUACCUAGGCCAGCUCUCCCUCUCCUGGUCUCCUCCCUGCUCAUGUGCCCCAAACUGCCCUUUCACCCCAGGUCCUCAUGUCCCAGCUCUUUCAGGCAGGGACCGCAGCCCAAGUCAGCCCACCCAAGUUAGGCUCCAGCUUUAGUCGCUUGCUGGAAGGUGUGGCCCCCUUCCCGGCCUCAACAGGGGGCAACCAAGUGGGCAGCGCUCCAGCCAUAGCGACGGAGGGUGCGGCGCUCCCGCUGCUCCGCAGGGGUGGGGCAACCCCCUCCCCACCCAGCCCCGCGCCAGCGGGCGGUCAGGCCAGUGGGAGGAGCUGCCCGUGGCCCCCCUGAGACCGCAGGGCUAUAAAGCCACCUCGCAGCGGUCUGCGGCUCCCUCCCAGCCCUCGGCCUAGCUCCGCGAGCGGUGACUUCCCAUCCUCGGCCGCCAUGAGCCACCACCCGUCGGGCCUCCGGGCCAGCGUCAGCUCCACCUCGUACCGCCGCACCUUCGGGCCACCGCCGUCGCUGUCCCCCGGGGCCUUCUCCUACUCGUCCGGCUCCCGCUUUUCGAGCAGCCGCCUGCUGGGCUCGGCAUCCCCGAGCUCCUCGGUGCGCCUGGGAAGCUUCCGCGGCCCCCGGGCGGGCGCGGGCGCCCUUCUGCGCCUGCCCUCGGAGCGCCUCGACUUCUCCAUGGCCGAGGCCCUCAAUCAGGAGUUCCUGGCCACGCGAAGCAACGAGAAGCAGGAGCUGCAGGAGCUCAACGACCGCUUCGCCAACUUCAUCGAGAAGGUGCGCUUCUUGGAGCAGCAGAACGCGGCCCUGCGCGGGGAGCUGAGCCAGGCCCGGGGCCAGGAGCCGGCGCGUGCCGACCAGCUGUGCCAGCAGGAGCUGCGCGAGCUGCGGCGGGAGCUGGAGCUGCUGGGCCGCGAGCGCGACCGGGUACAGGUGGAGCGCGACGGGCUGGCGGAGGACCUGGCGGCGCUCAAGCAGAGGUUGGAGGAGGAGACGCGCAAGCGGGAGGACGCCGAGCACAACCUCGUGCUCUUUCGCAAGGACGUGGACGACGCCACCUUGUCCCGCCUGGAACUAGAGCGCAAGAUUGAGUCUCUGAUGGAUGAGAUCGAGUUCCUCAAGAAGCUGCAUGAGGAGGAGCUGCGAGACCUGCAGGUGAGUGUGGAGAGCCAGCAGGUGCAGCAGGUGGAGGUGGAAGCAACGGUGAAGCCGGAGCUGACGGCGGCGCUGAGGGACAUCCGCGCGCAGUACGAGAGCAUCGCCGCGAAGAACCUGCAGGAGGCGGAGGAGUGGUACAAGUCCAAGUACGCGGACCUGUCCGACGCUGCCAACCGGAACCACGAGGCCCUGCGACAGGCCAAACAGGAGAUGAAUGAGUCCCGACGCCAGAUCCAGAGUCUGACGUGCGAAGUGGACGGGCUGCGCGGCACAAACGAGGCGCUGCUCAGACAGAUGCGGGAGCUGGAGGAGCAGUUUGCCCUGGAGGCGGGUGGGUACCAGGCGGGCGCCGCGAGGCUCGAGGAGGAACUGCGACAGCUGAAGGAGGAGAUGGCGCGGCACCUGCGCGAGUACCAGGAGCUCCUCAACGUCAAGAUGGCCCUGGACAUCGAGAUUGCCACCUACCGCAAGCUGCUGGAGGGCGAGGAGAGCCGGAUCUCCGUGCCCAUCCAUUCCUUUGCUUCUCUAAGUAUAAAGACCACUGUGCCUGAGGUGGAGCCUCCCCAGGACAUCCAGAGCCGGAAGAUGGUUCUAAUCAAGACCAUUGAGACCCGGGAUGGGGAGGUGGUGACGGAGUCCCAGAAGGAGCAGCGUAGUGAGCUGGACAAGUCUUCUACUCACAGCUACUGAACCCCUUGGUCCAGAGCUCUCUGGCCCUGCCCUAAACCUGUCUAAGCCCAGACCUUACCACUAGUCCUGAAUUAGUCUAUCUUCUGCAUGUGUCUAAGGGGUGGCACUAGUUAUCCCUUUCCUGGCCCAUGGCCAAGUCCCACCCAGCCAGCAGUCGCUUCCCGCCCUGACAUAUAGAUGUGACCCAUAUACUCUCUUCAAGUCCUGGUAAGAGAUCGAUGACCCUCAGGACAAAUCUACUUCGACUGUGAUCCCGUGAUCAGUGGGAUGGGCGAGGGUCUGAGUUUCUCUUUCAAAUCAAAUAAAACUGCUGUCAAAAGAAA